Molecule: messenger RNA, 1449 nt
Organism: Notodromas monacha
Lineage: Eukaryota; Metazoa; Arthropoda; Ostracoda; Podocopida; Cyprididae
Source: the annotation of a GenBank genome assembly
UUGAACUGUACAAACGUGACCAAGGAGUUAUCGGGUAGCACAAUCAAGAUCAUCUACACACAAACUCCUCCUUCCCAAGCUUCAGAUGCGGUAUUUCUGGAAUUCUCAUUAACAAAUGUUUCGAAUCCAAGACCAAACAUCUACAUUUUGCUCAUGGUUGGAAAGAAACCGACUCCGAUUUUUGGACAGUUCCAAUCAUUCGUCUCGAUAGAAGACAUGAAAAUUGAAGCCGACGGAAUCAUGUCAGCUACAUUGACUGCAAAAAGUGUCGGAUCCAUUGAUAAAAGUGCUCUUAAUGAUCCCAAGAAGGCAAUUUAUAUCGGGGUCUUGCAAUUAAAGUCCGAGCACUCCAUGGAAAAAAUUGUCAACCUUACAACGUUUGAAAAUCUGGAAAAAUAUUUGGAGCCCAGGAUAUCAUCGGACUACUGCAUGAGAACAACUUCCGGUGGCGGAAGUUACUUUGACCCGAAGAACGCAACUUGGAGCAACUCUGGGAUCAAGGUGAAGACCAUGGACGCGGAAGGAAUGAUUUUGCAAACCACGCAUUUGAGUACAUUUGGCGCCGGAUUCUUCGUCAUGCCAAAUACAGUUGAUUUCAGUUACGUUUUCGCCAAUGCUGGUUUCGCUGACAAUUUGACAAUUUACCUGACCUUGAUCGUGACAAUCGUGGCAUACAUUGUCAUCUUGUUCUGGGCCAUUCGCAAAGACAAACAGGAUAUUGAACAGCUUGGUGCUUUGUCCUUGCCCGACAACAAAUCUCAAGACAAAUACCUGUACGAAAUCAUGGUGUUGACAGGAGACCAAAACAGCGCCAUGACUGACUCCAAAGUUUCGUUUAUUGUCAGCGGAGAAGACGACGAAACAGACGCGAGAACAUUUGGAAAGCCGAGCGGAUCCAAGCGCCGAUUUUUCAAAAAGGGACAAAUGGAUUCGUUUGUCAUGUCCUGUCCGAGACUGAGGAACGUUUUGAGUUCAUCUGCAAUGAUUGGCUCGCUCUGGAGGAAGGAGAUGGCAUUGCUGAUUCCAGUGGCAGGAAGCGAACAAAAGAAGGAAUUCAAGUACUUGUUCAACACAGCCAAGUCCAACAACUUGAGAGACGGACAUCUCUGGUUCAGCAUUUUUCUCAGGCCACCCAGAAGCAGGUUUACUAGGGCCCAAAGAGUGUCCUGUUGCAUGGCCCUACUUUACCUAACCAUGCUCACCAAUGCCAUGUGGUACGGCACUACCAAAGAGAAACCCGGGUCUGGCACGUUAAAGUUCGGUCCUUUCGCCUUGGGGAUCGAGCAGAUUGGAGUUGGGCUGAUGGCGAACUUUGUGGUACUUAUACCCAGUAUGCUAAUCAUUACUCUUUUCAAGAAGUCCAGGCCGAGGAAACUCAGGAAAUCCAGGAUCAACGAGGCACUGAAAGCUCAUGGCUCUUUGGACGAGACCAAGCCUCAGCAAUCGCAA